This is a messenger RNA of Sardina pilchardus (European sardine), 1484 nucleotides long. Its product is annotated as SLAM family member 9. The record is from RefSeq and is a predicted model, not a curated record. NCBI's taxonomy places the organism in Eukaryota, Metazoa, Chordata, Actinopteri, Clupeiformes, Clupeidae. The transcript is spliced from 6 exons. Bases 33 to 1295 code for a protein of 420 amino acids.
UUACAGGAAGGCUCAGAGUCGACCUCUCUGUGAUGUGUGCAAUGUGUUCCACUGCACUACUGCUCUGGUUCGCUUCAGCGGCAGUGACAGUCUCCUUCAGCAGUGACGUGGUGCCUAUUGAAAUAUAUGGGAGAAAAGGGCACUCUAUUCAGUUGGACUUUCCAGCACAACCUGAACGACUUAAAGCCAGUUGGACGUGGGAUGAUGGAAGUCAGAGGAAUGUAAUAGUCAGAAAUAACAUAGCAAACCCGGACUAUAAGUCGAAAGUGGAGUUCUUUAGGGGAAACCUUUCCAUCCAAUUGAAUAAUCUGACUGGCAAUGACAGUGGACUUUACUUUGCCUAUAAACAACUAACUGAAUGGACAGAAAAGGCUGUAGCCACCUACAAAUUAAUAAUCCUGGAUGCUGUGUCUAAACCAGUCAUAAGGAUAUCCCCCAUACACUCCCGCAACAACGCCUCUGGACAGAACUGCAGCUUCAGUGUAAUCUGCUCCUCUUCCAACUCAUGGGCAUCAUACAGCUGUGACGAGAACAAGUGUACACAUCUGCAAUCAUCCCCGUCAGCCAACGUCAGCAUCAACAUCACCAGUGGCAAUGGACAUGUCAAGUGUCAUGCCAGCAACCCUGUCAGCACAGAUAUGAGAUCUGAAAAGCUGCAUGAUGCUUGUGGUGAAACCCACACAUUGGACUCAGUGCAGGACUCACAUCUUCAACCACACAUGGCCCUCAUAAUAAGUGUGGUUUGCGCUGCACUGCUGUUGCUUCUGUGUGGUAUUCUGAUAUGGAAAAAGUGUCGCAACUUAAAAGCUGAGGAAACACCUAACAAGCGCACCGAGAUACCGACAGUCAUUGUCACAGGAAGUGAUGCAGAUGAACCCGGCAGCCAGGGCCUGUCAAUCUACAGUGUCAUCAACAAGGGUGCCAAAUGCCCUGUUGUGGACCGUUCAGCUCAGAAAGCAAGCUCAUCACAAAAUCAGGCAUAUAGGACCCAAAAUACAGAAGAAGAGCACAGAUCACAUCGCCAGCAGAGAAACAAAGGGAAACAGCACCAUCAGGAGGACAAUGACAUGACCAUAUACACCACCGCAACAAAACCACUGGAGAAACAGCGCCCCACAGAGGACACAGACAGAACUGUAUACGCCACGGCGACACAACCACUGGAAAGACAGUGCCCUCAGGAGGAUACAAGUUUAACAGUAUAUGAUACAGCAAGACCCAGGACACAGACGGAAGCAAACCAGGCUGACACAGUCUAUUACACACUGGGACACAUGGGGAGUGGUCAGCAGUGAUGAAUGUAGCGACACAAAGACUACAGAGGACAUGACAACAUUCAUUCAGGACAGGAAUAUUAUACUAUGUACUUUGUCUAUUUUCUAUUUAUUUAUUUUACUAGUUUGUACAGUCGUGUGUGUGUGUGUGUGUGUGUGUGUGUGUGUGUGAGAGAGAGAGAGUGUGUAAAAUGCAUAAAUUAUUAAAGA